GGUAGUGAGUAAUGUUGAGUCAAGUAUCCAUACAAUCAGUAAGAGUGUUAAGAUGUCUGGGCACGUUUAAAGUGCAAUGUUGUAAGCAACAUUACUCCUGCCUGCAACCUCCUCACCUUUCUACUACUACUCCUAAACACCUUUCUCGCCAGUUGUCCAGUACUUCUGAUCCAGAUGACCCUAUCUCCCGCUGCCCCAAGUGCGGAGGCCCACUAAACAAUCUGAAGGGAGUUUCCACCACCCCACGAUUUGUGAAAUGUCAGCAAUGUGAAUAUUUCUACGUUUGUGACAUUUUCAACAAUGACAUGAGAGUCGAAUCAAGCCACCUUGACCCAGCGUACGACACCAAAGAAGACAGACUUCCUACCCCUAAAGAGAUAUUCUCGUAUCUGAACGAGUAUGUUAUAGGACAGAGCCACCCGAAGAAAGUGCUAUCAGUUGGUAUCUACAAUCAUUACAAGAGGAUACAGAUAAACUUAUCUGAGAAGAAAUCAUCUAGAGUGUCGGGUAUCUCCAAGAUGGAUAAAACUAACGUCCUGCUUCUCGGUCCUACAGGGACGGGUAAGACCUUGUUAGCUCAGUCACUGGCCCAUUGUCUAAAAGUUCCUAUGACUAUUUGUGACUGCACUUCUCUAACUCAAGCUGGGUAUGUGGGGGAGGAUGUGGAGUCUAUUAUCGCUAAACUUCUUAUUGCUGCCGACUUUAAUGUGGACAAGUGUCAGCGGGGCAUCGUCUUUCUCGAUGAGGUUGAUAAGAUCUCGAUGCGGUCUAAAGAUGUACAUGUGCGGGACGUAUCAGGUGAGGGAGUACAGCAGGCUCUCCUCAAACUUCUAGAAGGAACUUUAGUUACUAUUCCUGAACGACUUAUUCCCUCUCGAAAACUCAGAUCGGAGCCCAUUCAGAUUGAUACGACCAAUAUUCUUUUCAUUGCUUCCGGAGCUUUUGCGGGGAUCGAGAAGAUUGUCAGAAACAGAAAAGUUAAGAAAACGGUCGGGUUUGGUAGCCCUAUUUCUAAAGAUGCAGCUAUUCUUGAUCAGACCAAAAACAAAGAAAACUUCGAGCAACAACUUAAAAUUAACGAUGACUUUUUAAAGGAGAUUGACGCAGAAGAUCUGGUGAACUACGGGAUUAUACCUGAGUUUGUGGGCAGAAUGCCCCUCUGUGUAUCUCUCAUGUCAUUAGAUCGCGAGGCUCUGGUAACGAUCCUAACCCAGCCCAAGAACUCAAUAAUAUCUCAAUACAAGUACAUGUUCACUUUGGAUGACAGCGCACUCGUUUUCACUGAUGAUGCUCUGGACGCCAUUGCUGAACUGGCCAUCAAGAAACGAACUGGUGCACGUGGUCUGAGGAGUAUAUUAGAGAAUGUACUAAUGGAGAUAAUGUACGAAGUUCCAGGAUCAGACAUAACUCAAGUCACGAUAACGAGGGAAGUGGUGGAGAAGCAGUCACAACCUCUCUACAAACGAGUUGAUAAAGGGGACAAGGAAGAGAGUGCAGCAGCUGCUAUUAAAAUAUAA
Bolinopsis microptera is the source of this 1517-nucleotide messenger RNA. RefSeq names its product ATP-dependent Clp protease ATP-binding subunit ClpX-like. Gene Ontology annotation, biological process: protein folding. Gene Ontology annotation, molecular function: ATP binding; ATP-dependent protein folding chaperone; ATP hydrolysis activity. The record is from RefSeq and is a predicted model, not a curated record. Gene Ontology annotation, cellular component: mitochondrial matrix. The transcript is spliced from 9 exons. NCBI's taxonomy places the organism in Eukaryota, Metazoa, Ctenophora, Tentaculata, Lobata, Bolinopsidae. The coding region runs from base 12 to 1517 and encodes 501 amino acids.